Messenger RNA from Camelus dromedarius (Arabian camel), 951 nucleotides. RefSeq names its product olfactory receptor 5D13. Gene Ontology annotation, molecular function: olfactory receptor activity; G protein-coupled receptor activity; odorant binding. The coding region runs from base 1 to 951 and encodes 316 amino acids. Gene Ontology annotation, biological process: G protein-coupled receptor signaling pathway; sensory perception of smell. The record is from RefSeq and is a predicted model, not a curated record. Lineage: Eukaryota; Metazoa; Chordata; Mammalia; Artiodactyla; Camelidae. The transcript has 2 exons. Gene Ontology annotation, cellular component: membrane.
AUGUUCUUGAACCAAGAGAAUCAGAGUGCUGAGGUCACUUUCAUUCUCUCGGGCUUCUCAGAGUACCCGGAACUCCAGCUGCCCCUCCUCCUGGUGUUCCUGACCGUCUACACGGUCACGGUGCUGGGCAACCUGGGCGUGGUCCUGACCAUCAAGCUCAGUCCCAGUCUCCACACCCCCAUGUACUUCUUCCUCAGCCACUUGUCCUUUGCUGACUUCUGUUACUCUACAGUGGUUAUACCCAAACUGCUGGAAAACUUGGUUGUAGAAGACAGAACUGUCUCCUUCACAGGAUGCAUCCUGCAGUUCUUCUUUGCCUGCAUGUUUGUUGUGACAGAGACUUACAUGUUGGCAGCGAUGGCCUAUGACAGAUUUGUGGCCGUUUGUAGCCCUCUUCUCUACGCAGCUGUGAUGUCUCAGAAGCGCUGUUCCUUGUUGGUGGCUGUGUCAUACUCUUGGAGUGUGGCUUGUUCCCUAACGUACACAUACUUUUUGUUGACCUUAUCCUUUUGUGGGUCUAACAUCAUAAAUAACUUUGUGUGUGAAUACUCUGCCAUUGUUGCUGUUUCCUGCUCUGACCCCUACAUUAGCCAGGAGGUCCUUUUAGUCUCUGCCACAUUCAAUGAAGUAAGCAGCCUGAUGAUCAUUCUCACUUCCUAUGUUUUCAUUUUUAUCACUGUCAUGAAGAUGCCUUCUACUGGGGGGCGCCACAAAGCCUUCUCCACCUGUGCCUCCCACCUGACCGCUGUCACCAUCUUCCAUGGGACCAUCCUUUUUCUCUACUGUGUCCCUAACUCCAAAAGUUCAUGGCUCAUGGUCAAGGUGGCCUCUGUCUUUUACACCGUGGUCAUCCCCAUGCUGAACCCUCUGAUCUACAGCCUCAGGAACAAAGAUGUGAAGGAGUCAGUGAAGAAAUUAAUCAAUAUUAAAUUGUUCUGUGAAAAAGUGUAA